AUGUGUGAGGUGUGUGAACAAGCACCGACUAAUGUCACGUGCAAGGCGGACGCCGCCGCGAUGUGUGCCAUGUGCGAUCAAGAUAUUCACUCCGCGAAUCCGCUUACUCGCCGCCACGUUAGGAUUCCGGUGGUUGCGUUUUAUAAUUCCGGCGAAUUUGUGAAUUUAACAGAUACAGUUUCAGGUUACGGGUCGAAAGAAGACAAUAAUAAUCGUGAAAUUUCGAGAAAUAGGACGAAUAUUGAUGCUCAAUCGGUUAUGAAAUUUGUAGAUAUGUCACUUGGGGAUGAUUUUCUGUUCAAUUUCGGUUUCCGAUUCAACGAUUCAGUUAACGAUGGCGUUGUUCUGGUUCAAUCACUGGUGGCGACGAAGAAUUCUCCAGCGGAACUAGUGUUCAAUCACAGAUCAACCGGAAACCGCUACAAAAUCAAUUUUAACAGAUGCGUGAGCAACAAUAUCUACAACAAAAGUAACUCUCAAUCUCAUAGUGUUUCUUCUUCUUUGUCAAUGGAGAUUAGGGUGUUAGAUGUAUCAAAUCUGUUAAUUUUGGGCCACAUCAUCUUUGUCACGUCCGACAAAUAUGCCACGCCAACCAAAAAAUCUAACUCAGUUAGAGCUUAUUUCACUGAGAAGUGA
Molecule: messenger RNA, 636 nt
Organism: Helianthus annuus (common sunflower)
Lineage: Eukaryota; Viridiplantae; Streptophyta; Magnoliopsida; Asterales; Asteraceae
Product: zinc finger protein CONSTANS-LIKE 4-like
Exons: 2
Coding region: 1-636 (211 amino acids)
Biological process (GO): regulation of flower development; regulation of photoperiodism, flowering
Cellular component (GO): nucleus
Molecular function (GO): zinc ion binding
Source: RefSeq, a predicted model, not a curated record